CUUUAGAAAGCUGAACAACACAAGUGCCAUCUCUCUUUCUUCAGAAACAGAGAAAUGCCAUCUCCAGCACCGAUCCUAUAAAUACUUUGGAAUCAGAAGCCUCUCACGGUAGUAUAUACACACAUACAGCGUAGCAACCGAGCAUUUCGUGACGACGAUGGAGAGGCUGACGUUCGGGCAAGAAGAGCCAGCGGAGCUGGGCAUCAUCAGCGUGGCCGAAGGGGUCAUGCUGCUGCUCGCGCGCGGCGGCGGCGGCGGCGAGCCACCGGCCUCGCCGCGCGUGUUCGAGUGCAAGACGUGCAGCCGCCGGUUCCCGUCGUUCCAGGCGCUGGGUGGGCACCGCGCGAGCCACAAGCGCCCGCGGGCGGGUGAUGCCUCCCCGGCCGCGCCGGCGGCGAAGGCCCGCGCGCACGGGUGCGCGGUAUGCGGCGUCGAGUUCGCGCUGGGGCAGGCGCUGGGGGGACACAUGAGGCGUCACCGUGCCGUGGCCGAGGAGGAGGAGAGGGAGAGCGCCGCCGCCGCCGCUUCCCGCGGGCUAGCCGAAGAAGCCGAGCCCAAGCCCGACGGAGCGGCGAGAGGGCUGCUGGGCUUGGACCUGAACAUUGCCCCCUCAUGAAGUCAUGACCAAGCAUUUGGGGUUUCGUGCUUCUUUAGUUUUUGCCUUUUUGGCCUGGGUUUGUAAUUCGGAGUCCUUUGAAAUUUUGCACAUAUCAUACAGCACGAUUCAUUUAUGUAACAGUCUUGUCAUGUAAGAAAAUAUUGACUAGUGUACAGUAUUGUAAAAUGCGUUCUACAGGAUACUGCGUGCAACUUGAAAAAAAGAGUAUCACAAGCAAGAAACACAUUGUUUCUUUUACACGAACUAUGCCUAGGUCUAGCAUACUGCUUU
Messenger RNA from Setaria italica (foxtail millet), 889 nucleotides. RefSeq names its product zinc finger protein ZAT12-like. Bases 158 to 616 code for a protein of 152 amino acids. The record is from RefSeq and is a predicted model, not a curated record. NCBI's taxonomy places the organism in Eukaryota, Viridiplantae, Streptophyta, Magnoliopsida, Poales, Poaceae. The transcript has a single exon.